AUGUCUGGAAAGUUUGAGCCCAAGACCCCGGUCGAACUGGCCCCUCCCAAGGACGAUCCCAUCACUCUCGAGGAGCUGGCUAAGGCUGAUGGUUCCGACCCCAACGGAAAGACGUACGUCGCGAUUAAGGGUGUUGUCUACGACGUCACUGGUAACAAGGCAUACCAAGCCGGCGGAUCCUACAAUGUGUUCGCUGGAAAGGACGCCUCUCGUGCUCUGGGAAAGACCUCAACAAAGGCCGAGGAUGUUAGCGCCGACUGGUCAGACCUUUCAGACAAGGAGAAGGGCGUUCUGAACGACUGGAUCACUUUCUUCUCCAAGCGUUACAAUGUCGUCGGCCGUGUUGCUGGGGCUACCAACACGGAAUGA
Molecule: messenger RNA, 369 nt
Organism: Colletotrichum siamense
Lineage: Eukaryota; Fungi; Ascomycota; Sordariomycetes; Glomerellales; Glomerellaceae
Gene: MP3
Product: putative steroid-binding protein 3
Exons: 4
Coding region: 1-369 (122 amino acids)
Cellular component (GO): endomembrane system; membrane
Source: RefSeq, a predicted model, not a curated record